UUCAGUCACAUGACUCAUGUGGGGUGCUGGUUCAGGAUAAAUACAGUAGGCAGUCCCUUUCACAGUUACAGUUUCUCUGAGAAGUUUGAUCUCAACAUAUCUCAUUUCUAAGCGCUGUUGACUUGGUAAAGAGCAACUAUUAUGGCAUAUCAUGUGAAGACAUUCUUCCUGAUCUGCCUGCUUCCUCAGGCCUUUUGCAGUCUGGCUUCCAUUAUACGAUUCUUGGACCAAAAUUACCAAGUAGGCCAGUAUGCAGCAGCCAUCAAUGUCCCAGCUGGUCAGUGCGAUCAGAAUUUCCAACCAUUAAAUGAUAAUUUCCUGACAAGUGACCCAAGUGCAAAUGUAAGGAAUGUAAUUAUGCGUGAUAAAGAUCCAGUCUACAAAGGCACAGAGCUCAUCGCCGCAGGAGUUCAACAACAACCACAUCCAGCUCAUUCAGAGUAUCUGCUUCUUUACCCUGUAAAUAAUUCACCUUUGACAUAUUUAUUAAAUAAGCAAAAGAAUGCAUGCGUGGUGUUCUACACCCUUAACUCUCCCUGUGUGAACUCCUGUCUUAAUGGAAGAAGAUACAACAUUAUACAAGGUAUUGAGAAAUUAAAAAACUAUCAGGGAAUUAAAUACUUUGUUUUCAAAAAUAUAUGGAAACAUGACCAAGGUGAACAAAACAAAGAGAAGCUGAAAGAAAACUUGAAGAAGAUUGCUGAUCGUGUGCCACUUUACCGCUGCAGAAACAAUGCAUGCACCCUUUGUGGACAGCCAGAUUCAAAUGAAGGAAUAAAUGAAGUAUGUUUGUCGGUUUGAAAACCAAACAUUAAUUAAAUGUCUAGGUCGCUUGAUUCAUUUGGUGAGCCAACCUGACGCUUUAUACAGUGUGUAUGAAAAGUAUAAAGUUAAAUAAACAAACAAAACACUUUCAAUACAAAUCUUCUCAUUUAAUAAUGCA
Triplophysa dalaica is the source of this 943-nucleotide messenger RNA. RefSeq lists its product as uncharacterized. Bases 142 to 801 code for a protein of 219 amino acids. NCBI's taxonomy places the organism in Eukaryota, Metazoa, Chordata, Actinopteri, Cypriniformes, Nemacheilidae. The record is from RefSeq and is a predicted model, not a curated record. The transcript is spliced from 3 exons.